UCCUCCAGGCCUCUCGUCUUUCCCUGGCUGGGGAGUCUUCUAGAAGGGGGCCCCUCUUGACCACCAUGAAAGGGUUAGGAGCCAAACGCAACCGCCAUCUGUCUGACUCCUGCGACCCCACCCAGGGCCCCCCGGAGCCCCUGUACCCCCACCAGGCCUCCACACUGCCUCGGAGCCCCUACCUUCUCAGCCCCACCAGCAUGGACCACUACGGCACCAUGGACCCGCACCACUACAACCCCUCUGUGGACCACCACUACAAUCAGGGCUCCCUGCCCCCGGACUACUCUCUCCCCCUCAACAACCAGCUGUCCAACAGCAGCACCUUCCCCCGCAUCCAUUACAACGCCCACUACGACCCGUCCGACUUCUCCCCGCCGCAGGGGGACAGCAUCGGGGGCAUUAGCACGGGAACCCUGGGCACCUCCAUGUCCAUGGGCAUGGGAAUGGGCAUAGGGAUGCAUGGCUCGAGUGGCAUGGGGGGCCUGCAGAGCGGUCGGGGGUCCAUGAUCACCAGCGGUUCUGCCACCAUCUCCGGCGGGGCCAAGAUGAACCGGCAGCUGGCGCCUAACUUGCUGGACCAGUUGGACAAGCAGCUGCCUGGGGGGCCCAGAGAUGGCUUCAGCACACUGCAGUUCCACCGGAGCACAUCGGCCGCCCUCUCCGCCGCCUCCAAGCAGCGCACCGACAGCCCCGGGCGCAUCCGUAACCUGGUGUGCUCUGUCCAGAAGCUCUUCGCCAAGUCACAGUCCAUGGAUGGCCACAACCUCAAGGGUGUCAACGGGCGUUCGGGUGCAGGAAGUGGCAGCGGCGGGACCUCAUCCGGGACCGAGGACGGUGGGAAGCGGGACCAGCGAGCCAAGAGCAAAGACCGGGGCGGGUCCAAGUCAGACGGGGGCGGGACGGGCAAGCGGCGGCCGCGCUCCAACAUGUCGGGCUACUGGAGCUCGGACGACCUGGACAGUGCGGACCUCAGCAACUACCGCAACCCCAUAGCCAUGACACUGGGACGACCCACAGCGCAUGCCACCCAGCACGCCACCCACGGUACUGCCUACGAUGCCCAGCAGGGGGCACUACAGCAGCAGCAGGGGCACCAGAGCCGCUACGUGGUCCACAGCGGAUACAACACCAUCAGCUCAUCCAAGAGCAACAACGAGGUCAUAAAGUAUCAACAGGCACUGCCAGGACCCGGGGGCGGAGGUGGGGGCGGAGGAGGAGGUGGAGGUGGGAUCAGCAUGGGGGUGAACAGUAAUGACUUUAUGAAGGGGGGUUCGUGGUCGACACUGACCCUGGGUCAGCCCAGACAGGUGCUGCAYAAGGGCCACUCGGCGACCCUGGACCGGUCCAUGCUCAAGUCRAAGUCGUGCCAGCAGGAGCUGGCCUGCCACUACCUGCAAGUGGGCCGACAGGGGGACUGGAGUAACACGCUGGGUCGCAGCGGUGGAGGAGCCGGAGCCAACGAGAUCCCAUGCAGGCGCAUGCGGAGUGGCAGCUACGUGAAGGCCAUGGGUGACCUGGAGGACAGCGACGACUCAGACGGCAGCAUCAAGCCCUCGCCCAAAAUGGCCGCCCGCCGCCAGAGCUACCUCAGGGCCACCCAGCAGUCUCUGAGCGACCAGCUACCGUCACGCAACUGUCUUCCCUCUCUGAGAGAGCUUUCCACCAACCGUAGCCUGGACAACCUGGACUGUCUGGGGGGUCCGGUGGGGGGCUCCCUGUUCCCCCGCUGGGAUGAUGAGGACUUCAGCCAGGGUGGCGGCUGCAGCACCCUGGGGAGGAGCAGCUGCAUUGACCAGCUACGAGACCUGGAGAUGCUGAGCCAACGCUACGAGGAUAGCUGCCCCGAGUCGUCGUUCCGAGAUUCCCACACACUCUCACGCUCCCAUUCCCAGGCAGUGGAGCCUCCAGAUCUACCCAUGCCCACGUGCUUCCGAUCUCGUAGCCAUAGUUACCUGCGGGCCAUCCAGGCCGGAUGCUCGCAGGAUGACGACACUGCUUCUGUGGACUCGGAUUCGCCGCCGCCAACCGCCACUACUGUUCGUACCUACAGCACCAGCACUGUCUCCACAUGCAUCACCACCUGUAAGAAGCCGGCGCCCCCGCCCGUGCCGCCCCGCACCACCUCCAAGCCCUACAUCUCUGUGACGGUGCAGAGCAGCACUGAGUCGGCCCAGGACACCUACCUGGAUCACCAGUCUGAGCGCGACCGCCGCAGCGAAACCAUCACCAGCCAGUCUAGCCAGGCACACAGCAAUUCCUCCGACAGCCUCGACAGCACGCGCGCCAACAGCCUGGCUCGGGGUGUCCCUCGGCCUAUCCCCAUGCCCGUCGCCACCCACCGGGAACCCCUCGCCGCCACCGUCCACCACGCCACCACCGGGACUGAGACCAAUGACUCCCAGCAUGAACCCCUGAGGACAGGCGCCAACAGAGGGAGCCUGACAGCAGAGGAGCCACGAGCGGACUUCGUGCCCCGGAGAAAGCUCUCCUCCAUAGGGAUACAGGUUGACUGCAUUCAGGAGGAAGUCCAGCGAGAGGAGACACCGCCAUUGGCCAGAUUCCAGUCAAUCGGAAUCCAGGCGGACGACGGCUGGCUCAGUCGCUCCAGUAGCAUGGCCUCCAAGCAGGAGACAGACUCUGACACACAGGACCUUCCCAUCAACUCGCACGCCAACUCCCACGCCAAGCCCGCCGCCGAGAAGAAGAGCAUGGUCAACAGCGCCUGCCAAUCCAUGGUCUCGCCCCCGUGCAGCGGCCAGGUCAGCAAGGGCAAUGGAUCGAAUCCCACCGUUGACACCAGUACGUCGCCACCUCCCCUUCGGCAGAUCCUCAACCUCUCCACCACACGGUCCGACUCCUCCGACUCCUUCUCCGAGAGCAUGGACCCAGCCCUGGACCCCUCAUCCCUGCCCCCUCCAGACCCCUGGCUGGAGAGCGGGAACGGAAAUAGCGGUAGCGGGAACCCUAAUGCGGUGCCCCCUCCAGGCCCUGCCUGCCGGCGGGACGGCCACUGGUUCCUCAAGCUGCUGCAGGCGGAGACGGGCCGCAUGGAGGGCUGGUGCCAGCAGAUGGAGCAAGAGACCAAAGACAACCAGCUCUCAGAGGAGGUGUUGGGGAAGGUCCGCAGUGCAGUGGGCAGUGCUCAGCUCCUCAUGACCAAGAAAUUUGAGCAGUUCAGAGGGCUGUGUGAACAAAACUUGAAUGUGAACGCCAACCCGCGGCCCACAGCCCAGGACCUGGCGGGCUUCUGGGACCUGCUGCAGCUCUCCAUCGAGGACAUCAGCCUCAAAUUCGACGAGCUCUACCAACUCAAGUCCAGCGACUGGCAGUCCCCUGCCGUGGCCCACUCGCCCCCCGAGCGGAAGGAGGACAAGAAAGAGCCCCCUCCUCCAGUGCCAAAGAAGCCCGGUAAGGGGAGGCCGGUGCUGGGCCGCGAGAAGAGCGCCGACUCCGCCUCGUCCACCUCUUCGGCGGAGAAGCAGCGGACGGAGGCCCGCAAGCGCCUACUGGCUGCCAAGAGGGCCGCCUCGGUCCGGCAGAACUCGGCCACGGAGAGCGCCGACAGCAUCGAGAUCUAUGUCCCUGAGGCCCAGACUCGCCUCUAAGAGAGAGAAACUGGGAUGGAGGAAGGGAUGAUGGCAGAGGGAGAGAGGGGGGGUUGGGGUCUUCUCACCACACACAGGGUAGUCUGGUCUUAGUGGCCGCCAGUCUACAGGAGAUGGAGUGAGAAACAAAGAGAGAGAGAGAACUUUUGGGCUGUAGACUAUAUGGGGAAUGCUUGUCUCCUCUCACGAGGCUGCAAUGGAAAAACCUAAACCACAGCCUUUGUUACUAUUUUUAGAACUUUUUUGAGGUUAUUUUAUUAGGAUCCCCAUUAGCUCUUGCGAAAGCAGCAGCUACUCUUCCUGGGGUCCACACAAAACAUGAAACACGUCAUAAUACAGAACAUUAAUAGACAAGAACAGCAUACAUUUAAAACGUCGCACAUAGCCUACAUACCAGUACAUACACACAAAACUCUUGAGUAUUACACAAAUUAUGACAUUUUUUAUUGAUGAUGGUAUUAUUAUUAUCUCCUAAAGAAACUAUAUCAAGACUAUUUUAGAUGUACCUGUAUCUUGGCUAUAAGAGAUCUAAUAUGCGGACAGAGUAAGCGUUUGUGCUUUCCAAUGCCCCUCCCUCUCCCUUGCCUUGGCCAACCCAUAGUUUGCACAACACCACCAUGUGGUCAAACGUACACACACUUAUUCAGAGGAGCGCGCACACACACACACACACACACACGCGCGCGCGCAUCAGACCCACAGCUAUCAAUGUCUUCCUGGUGCUUUUUUGUUUUCAUUGUUUUCUUCUGUUUUGUAUGAGCCUUUGCCUGCAGUUCAAGAUUCGUGAGCAGUUUCGGAAAGCAGGGCACCGAAAACUGAAUUAGGAACUAGAGGAUUGGGGGUAUUUAACGUCAAAUAUCACAACUUCUAUAUAUAAGUGAGAUCUAUUGAAAACAUAAUGUAUGUUUUUGUCCAACCUUUGUUAAGGAUGUAUAUGAAAAAACAAUCGGUACUUUAUAACUGACUCAAACUACACUCACACAUCAAUAUUUACUGGAGUAACGUUUGAAGAUCCUACUUUUCCAUUGAGAUGAUAUUGUUUUCUGCCAUUUUUGGUCUGAGGAUGUAUUCAUCAGCCAGUGUCCACAGUCCCAUGACAAUGGCCACACUUUGCGCUCGCAUGUGUCUCCAUUGGUCUGUGAAUUUACUAAUCGGUCCUUUUUAUAAGGCACCACACAGGGGGGGAAAAAACUGACUGAAACCUGGUGGAAACGCUCCUUUAAUUUUCCAUGGCAAAAUGUUUCGCUACGUUGUUCCCUAAUGAAUACAACKAUGGUGUAGGUAUAUCAGAUCAAUUGAAUAUAAUUCAGGUUUUGUGGAAAACUUGCACGUAGAGGGGUUAGACAGGACCACCAUUGAGAACUGUCCCGCUGGGCAAAAUAUGAUUGAGUUUUGUAUUGUUUCCUUGUUAUUUCAGGAUGCUUUUCACAACGUUAUCAUGUUGCAUCAUUGUGGCUAUUUCAUUGAACAUUUUCAAAAGUCUGCGGGUUUUAUUAAGUAGGUACUUCUAGCAACUCCAGCUUGUUGCGGCAGCAAUAUAAUUCAAAAUGGUUUCUUUCCCAAACUUCUGCCUCAACUUCCCUCUCUACAAUUCACCUUGUUUUUUAUAUUGUAAAUGAGUUUGCACAGAUGCUGGUGUGUUUCCCAUACGGGACCACUACUCAGUUUGCAUGGGAAAGUUGUGGUCAAUUCCACCUCAGAUUCCAGUCACUUCAACCAUAAUUCCAUUUAAAAUCUCUAUAGGAGAGCUAAUGAAACUAAGGCCAAUUCGGACUUGAGGUUAAGCAUCAAAUAACUUUGACUAAUGCCUGCUAAAUGACAGUAUUGUAUUCGACUAUUCUCCACACUGCACACACCCAUGUAAAUGGUCCGUGAUUCACUGCACUGCAUAUUCAGUGCUACUGUAUGGCUUUUCUCACAUCACAGUUCCUGACCAGACGGCCAGACACAACUCGAGGAGACUCGGGAAAGGAUUAGGAGACUAGGAGAGGAAACUGCUUUAGACUAUUUCAGUAGCACUGUGUGAAACCAUGUUGGAAGCUCUCUUACCAC
This is a messenger RNA of Salvelinus sp. IW2-2015, 5660 nucleotides long. The record is from RefSeq and is a predicted model, not a curated record. NCBI's taxonomy places the organism in Eukaryota, Metazoa, Chordata, Actinopteri, Salmoniformes, Salmonidae.